UUAAACAUAAAACCUUGAAUACUUUUAAAAGAAAUUUGAAACUCUUAAUCGAUACUUAUAUAAAUUAUAUAAUAUAGUAAUAAACGCUUCAUAAUGCUGCAUUCAUUAUUAUUUGCAUAACAUAAAUACAUAGUACCAUCAGUCAAAUUUUCUUUGACAGUAGCGACAUCUUUGAAAUUAUGGUUAUAUCUUAUAAGAUUUGUUCAUGGUAGAGGUUAGGUAUAUCAGGUGUUGAUGUAAACAGAUCGGCGAAUUUGCAAUAUGAUCGUAUAGUUCCGCGAUCACGUUUUGCCUCGUGAUUUUUGACGUAUUUAAUUUUAUACUUCAAUGUCAAUUCUACAUCGUGCAUUAUGUGUAUGGGUUUAUCUUUUAGUUUUUCUGAUAUUACUUAACUUAAAGCUUGAACAGAGGAUACAACGGAACUGGUUUAUAGUUUUCAUCCCAAUGUGGUUGUACGACCUCAUCCUUAUAGUUUAUAUAGUUUUCAAUAUGAUUUCACAUUGUAAAAAUGGAUGUGUUGUUAAUUUACAUCGCGAAGUGUGGUACAUGACAGCUGUAUUUUUGAAAUUAAGUGCCCAAAUUUUGAUAUGUAUUAAAUUGGAAGUAUCUCAUUGGAUCCUACCAGCAAAAGUUGUUCUAGCACCGUUUUGGAUUCUUCUUUCAGCAUUGGCAGUUGAUGUUUUUAUACAUUUGAUACAACAACAUCGGUUUUAAUGAAGGCCUAAUCUUAAUUGAUUCAACCAAUGAGCAACUGCAGCAUUUGUCACACUUUAUAUAAACAUAGUUUUAUAUUGUCAUUAAUUGUAUAAAUGU
Molecule: messenger RNA, 813 nt
Organism: Nomia melanderi (Alkali bee)
Lineage: Eukaryota; Metazoa; Arthropoda; Insecta; Hymenoptera; Halictidae
Source: RefSeq, a predicted model, not a curated record